GGGUAGACACUUCUCAUACAAAGACUAGUCUCUAUAUGUAGCAAUUGAUAUACAACCUUAUCCCUUAAGCAAUAAAGUGCAUUUUGGAUUGAUUUCACUAUAGCAGGGGAACCCGCGGAUCAAUACCACCAUACUAAAAAUAAUUGUUUAGUGUCCUUAUGUUGGUAGUAUUGUUAGUUUGACAAAUGAAAAAAAAUGUCUGUCAAUUGAGUUUGAGUUUUUAACCGGCGAUUUGAUUCGUGUGAAGUUAUUUUCUCAGAUUUGGUGCAAUAUUACUGUAAAUAAACUUUUCUGUCGUUUACGUUGAGUUGAUUAAGUUCCUCCGUAUCGGGCGUGAUAAAGUUUGCUGUUCAGUGUUAUGUUUUUUGUGAGAUAGAGACUCUUUUAAAUAAGCUGUGUUUCAACUUCUACAGAAGUUUAAACUCUUAUUUACUUUUCUGUUUAAUGGGUAUGUUAUCUACUUACUUGAAAUAUUAGAUCUAUUACAAAUCUAUUUUUCAUUAAAAACAACCCUAUGUGAUGAAAAUGUAAAUGUACUUUCAAAACUGGUAAAUGCAUGAACCAGGGCAUUGACACUGGUUGGAGAGAAAUUAUAGGCUUUGUUUAAUUAAUACCUAUUUCAUUUUAGGCUUCUACUGAUAAUGGAGAGUAGAAACAACAAGAAGUGCGUUAUUUGUAAUAAGAGGCGAAGUCGUGGUGGAUCACCCUUACUUUUGAGUAGGUUUCCUCUGGAUUCUGACCGUUGUCGAAUGUGGGUUAAAAAUGCUGGCAUAGAAGACUUAGCAUAUGUACCUAUUGAAAAGUUACACCAACUUAAGUUUGUUUGUGGUGGGCACUUCACUCCUGAAUCCUUCAAUGCCAAAGGAACUCGGCUGAAGAACUCAGCUAUUCCAACACUGGAAUUGAGCAAUCCCAUCUUGCCAGAUGAAGUUUUGACAGAGUUUCCUCUUCAUGUAAAAGACUCCAAUAAAGAAAACCUCAAGACAGUUCUUUAUGAUCAUUCAUAUUGCAUUCCAAAGAAGUCAAAUCCAGUUGAACGAGUUCCCCUUACAACUACAACCAAACAACUAAAUUCAACAUGUUUGGGAGCUGUGGAUAUACCAGAUUCUGGUAUUUCUGCGAAAACAACUUUUGAACCUCUUCCUUCUACUUCCAAUGCACCAGAACAUAAUGACCUAUAAACCCAUUGCUCGUGAUGAUAAAAACAUUUGCCAUCAAGAUGCACAGGCAGAAAUAUUAGUCCACAGUUAUAAAAGACCUAAGAAAAACAUUGAAAUGAAAGGUAAGAUAAAACAUACCUAAUUUAAAAAACUAAGUAAAAUUGCUGAUUAAUUAACCAAUAUUCAAUUCAAUUUGCUUUAAUGUUGUUUUUUUACUAAUGGAAAUGUUUUUAUUAUUAUUACAGACACUUCAUCAACAUUUACAAUUAAAGAGAAGAGGCUUUGGCGACAGUUACAAAAUGCAAAAAAAACAAUAAGGAAUAUAGCGAAGUCA
Ostrinia nubilalis (European corn borer) is the source of this 1494-nucleotide messenger RNA. RefSeq names its product THAP domain-containing protein 5-like. The transcript has 5 exons. Bases 642 to 1181 code for a protein of 179 amino acids. The record is from RefSeq and is a predicted model, not a curated record. NCBI's taxonomy places the organism in Eukaryota, Metazoa, Arthropoda, Insecta, Lepidoptera, Crambidae.